AUUUUAAAUACUGAAAUAAAUGUUUAUUAUAGACAAGUUUUAAUCCUUGAAGAAAGUUAAGGUGAUUUUCAUACAAUACAAAAACAAAUAUUAUUUUAUGCCAACUGGUGAUAAUAACAUGCGCCCCAAUAAUUUGUCAACACUUGAGAUAAAACUGACUUAACAACAUUAAAUAAUCAGCAAUUAUAAGAUUCCAUAAUUUAUUUGUAUGUGACCAUCAUGAGUGACUUAAACAUCGCUGUUUUGGGUGCCGGAGUGGUCGGUUUGACCACUGCAGUGGAACUUCAGAAAAAAUUCAGGAACGCAAAUGUUGAAAUUCUUGCCGAUAAGUUCUAUUUGGAUACCACUAGUGCCGUGGCCGCUGGACUUUUCCGACCGGGAACAGGAUUCAUCGGACCCAAUCAAGAUGUGACUAGAAAAUGGAUUGCUGAUUCUUAUCACUACUGGGAUGACAUACGGAAGACGCAAGAAGGUCCGACUGCAGGUAUUGUGGAAGUAUCCGGCUAUAUAUUCUCUAGUGAACAUCCUCAAGUCGUUAGAAACCAUUACUUAGAAAAACUGCUGCCGAUAUACCGAAGAACAACCGAACAAGAACUGCAACUCUGUGGAGGGAACUGGAAGUAUGGAUGUUUCUUCACAACUGUUGUUACUCAGUGCACGUAUUAUUUGCCUUGGGUUACCAAUAAAUUCCAAUCAACAGGAGGAAGGAUAAUUGAUAAGAAAAUUAAUUCUUUUGCCGACGUUCCCAGACACUACGACGUUGUAGUUAAUUGCACAGGAUUGGGAUCAAAAGCUUUGUGUAACGACCAUCAACUAAUACCUAUGAGAGGUCAAGUGUUAAAGGUUGCAGCUCCUUGGAUUAAAACAUUCUUCUACGGUGACUACGACACUUACGUUAUUCCAGGUGUAGACUCAGUUACACUUGGUGGUACCCGCCAGUAUGAGUCUUACGACUUAACUGUUAAUAAAUAUGACAGUCUUUCCAUUAAAGAACGAUGCGAAAAGCUGGUCCCCAGCCUCAAAGGGGCGAAAUUGAUUGCUGAAAAGGUUGGAUUAAGGCCGCAUAGAACUCCUGUAAGAGUUGAAAAGGAGUUGCAGAAUGUUAAUGGAAGGAAACUGAAAGUAGUUCACAAUUAUGGUCAUGGAGGAUACGGUGUAACAACCGCUCCUGGAACCAGUUUAUAUGCUGUGGAAUUGGUUAAGGAAGUACUAUCAGGAAAUAGCAAACUGUAAAUAAUUAACAAACGUAGUUUUCUAUAAACGAGUUUAUUAAUAUUAAAAAUAUCACGUAAGUACAUAAAUCUCUUGUUCCAUAUGUAUAACAAAAAUAAUAUACUAUAUAUGUAAAAUAAAAGUUUAUCUCACAA
Molecule: messenger RNA, 1367 nt
Organism: Aethina tumida (small hive beetle)
Lineage: Eukaryota; Metazoa; Arthropoda; Insecta; Coleoptera; Nitidulidae
Gene: Daao1
Product: D-aspartate oxidase
Exons: 6
Coding region: 220-1233 (337 amino acids)
Molecular function (GO): D-amino-acid oxidase activity; FAD binding
Source: RefSeq, a predicted model, not a curated record